This is a messenger RNA of Symbiodinium sp. CCMP2592, 2004 nucleotides long. NCBI's taxonomy places the organism in Eukaryota, Dinophyceae, Suessiales, Symbiodiniaceae. The record is from the annotation of a GenBank genome assembly.
AUGGGGAUCUCACGUGACUCCCGGCACAAGCACUACAAGACCGGAGGCCGCAGCAAUGUCUCCAUCAAGAAGCGCAAGUAUGAGAUGGGUCGGCCGGCGACGCCCUGCAAGCUGGGCAACAAGCGCGUGCGCGUGGUGCGCUGCCGCGGUGGCAACAAGAAGUACCGCGCCCUGAGGCUAGACACAGGAAACUAUGCGUGGGGCUCCGAGAAUGUGACGAAGAAGGUUAGGAUCUUGGAUGUGGUCUACAACGCGACCAGCAACGAGUUGGUGCGAACGAAGACUCUUCUGAAAAACACAGUCGUACAGAUCGAUGCCCACCCGUUCAUGCAGUGGUACCAGAAGAAGUAUGGCAUGGACCUCGGCAAGAAGAAGAAGGGUGGUGAGAAGAAGGAGGAGAAGAAGGAGGAGGCAGAGGAGCACAAAAGCCGACACGUUAUUGCCAAGCAGAAGGCUCGUGCUGCCAACCAGAAGCUUGACCUCAACCUGGAGGAGCAGUUCCAGAGUGGACGCCUUUUGGCGUGCAUCGCCUCCCGUCCAGGCCAGUGCGGCCGCGCGGACGGUUAUGUGCUCGAGGGCGAGGAGCUGAGCUUCUACAGAGCAUGCGACGGCCACAAGUGCCUCCAGAGCAUGGCUUCACCAACAAGCCCGAGCUACCGCUCUGAAUUUCGAGCGCUGAGGCAGGCGCUGCUCCAGCUGCGAGAGGAGCAGGGGGCACUGCUGGAGUGCCUCUUCGACCAGCGCCUGCUGCGUCCUGAUACCUUCGCGGCCUCCUUGCAUAGGCGCCGCUUUGAAGCUGCGCUGCUGCGGGCUCCCUGCAAAUUCGAGGCAACACUGCGAGACGUGCUGGAGGAGCCAACUCACCUGGCCGUGCAGACAGCCCGCUUCGCCGGCCACAAGGGGCUCCAAUCCCUGAAGGCAACCUGCCGGUCCCUGGCAGAAAAGCUUGCUGGCAAUGCUCUCGCCAUGCAGGAUGCCCUGACCUGGCUCUUCGUGGUCGGCGGGAGCGACCAUAUGGAGGUGCGUCGAUCGGGGGAGCGGCUAGAUCCAUCCACAGGGCUGUGGGAGGCGCUUCCGGCCAUGCAGCAGCGACGCUUCGCUGCCUCCUCGGCCGUCCUCGGAGGUUGUCUGUAUGUCUGCGGCGGUUCGGAGCAGCACGGGGCAUUGAACACUGCCGAGCGCUUCGACCCAUGCACAGGGCUCUGGGAACAGCUUCCCGCCAUGACGUGGCCCCGAAUCCAUGCAGCCGCGCUGGCAGCACAGGGGCGGCUCUACCUUUGCGGAGGCCAUGGACCGAGCUCGCAAAGCGGUCAAUUUGAGUCCCUGAGUGCAGUUGAACGAUUCGAUCCGGAUCGAGAGGUUUGGGAGGCAUUGCCAGAACUGCCUCAAAGACGCAUGGCCGGAACUGCGGCCUGGCUUCGGGGUGCCGUGCAUGUCGUGGGUGGCUCAGACGGCCAGGAGGCUCUCAGUGCCAUGGAAAGGCUGGUCGAAAGCGAAAACGGAUUCGGACUGUGCUGGCAGGCUCUGCCGCCCAUGUCGCAGCCAAGAUUUUGGGCUACAUCUGCAGUGCUCAACGACUCGCUGCUGGUCUGCUCGGGCAAUGAUGGGCAGCAGGCGUUGCUGUCCACAGAGAGGUUUGAUCCCGUGGCAUGUGUCUGGGAGUGUCUACAGCCGAUGCUGAGGCGUCGGACCGGGGCAGCCUCCGCCGUCUUGGCGGGGCAGCUCUUCCUCGUCGGAGGUCAUGAUGAGCAUGGGGUACACCAGACGGCAGAGUUUUACGAUUCCGAGCUUGGCAAGUGGCAGGAAGCCGCCCCAAUGCUGCAGCGCCGCUCCGGCGCCACUGCAACUGUGCUGGCCCGAUGUCUGCUGGUGUGUGGAGGAAACGAUGGAAGCCAGGUGUUGAACACUGUAGAAGUCCUCGAUCCCGUGGAGCACAUAUGGCGAGCCAUGCAACCAAUGGCCCGCAGCCGCGCAGGGGCUUUCGCCACGGCUUUGAUGAUCUAG